This is a messenger RNA of Brettanomyces bruxellensis, 1071 nucleotides long. RefSeq lists its product as uncharacterized. Gene Ontology annotation, biological process: magnesium ion transport. Gene Ontology annotation, cellular component: membrane. Lineage: Eukaryota; Fungi; Ascomycota; Pichiomycetes; Pichiales; Pichiaceae. The coding region runs from base 1 to 1071 and encodes 356 amino acids. The record is from RefSeq and is a predicted model, not a curated record. The transcript has a single exon. Gene Ontology annotation, molecular function: magnesium ion transmembrane transporter activity.
AUGGAGGAAAAGUAUAUUGGAUUGGCUUUAGCAAUAAGCUCAUCUUUCGCUAUUGGCGCUUCCUUUGUUCUUACAAAAGUUGGACUUUUAAGAGAUGGAUCAAAAGGUGAAUCAUAUACAUACGUGAAAAAUCCAAUAUGGAUUUUAGGGACAGCUCUUAUGGCACUUGGUGAGUUUGCGAAUUUUGCUGCAUACACGUUUGCCCCACCUAUUUUGGUCACCCCAUUGGGCGCACUUUCGGUCAUCAUUGGUGCCGUCUUGGCUGCUGUAUUUUUGAAAGAAAAAUUGGGGAUACUUGGAAAAUUGGGAUGUGCAAUUUGUCUAUUAGGAUCGGUAAUCAUUGUGUUACAUGCUCCAAGUGACAAGGAAGUGACUACGGUAGAUGAAAUCAUGAAAUAUGCCGAAAGGCCAUUAUUUCUCCUGUACGCUUUUUCUGUUAUUGUUUUUUCCGUCAUCAUGAUCUACAGUGUUGCUCCCGUAUAUGGCUCUAAGAAUCCAAUGGUAUACAUUUCUAUUUGCUCUGGAGUUGGAUCCCUCUCUGUUUGUGCUAUAAAGGCUUUUGGAAUUGCCUUAAAGCUUACGUUGAGUGGGAAUAAUCAAUUUACUCAUAUUUCCACUUAUUUAUUUAUUAUUGCAGUUGCCGUGUGUAUCGUCAUUCAGAUGACAUACUUUAACAAGGCUCUAGCACAAUUUGAUACCUCUAUUGUCAAUCCAUUAUAUUAUGUCACGUUUACUACUGCCGUUCUUUUGGCAUCAUUCAUAUUAUUUCGUGGGUUCAAUGCAGCUUCAACUGUGGAUGUCAUUUCACUCAUAUGCGGGUUCCUCAUUAUAUUCUCCGGAGUCUAUAUUCUUAAUAUUGCCAGAAAGAAGCCAGAGACAGAGGAUGAUGUCGCUCUUUUCUCCGCUAACCAAGAUGGUCCAAGUGAUAUUCCUUUGAAUAAUGAUGUUUCUACAUAUCAUCAGUUCAGAAAAUCAUUAGAAUCAAAAAGGCCUCUGGGUAGUUCAUACUCAGAAAUACCUUUGCAGGCAGGCUCCGAGUUCAGACGUUCAGAUAGUUUUGAGUUGAACUAA